AUGCACAAAAUCAAGAUGACGAUGACCAUACGACCGUUGAAAUGUAGCAGAUCAGAGUCUCUGGUGGGAAUCGAACCCACAACUAGACCCGAGCACAAAUUACAUGUUAAAUUCGCCGAACAUGUUGUGUGUGAAGAUGAAUUUAAAUAUGCUUUGUUGGCCAAUAAUUGUACAUGUCCUGGUGCCAGUACAUUAGUUACUUUACUCUUGCAUACAUCAAGGGGCCAGGAAGGUCAACAAUCACCCGAAGAAUGGCAUCGUCUCUAUGGCAAAUGUUCUGGCAAUGAAAUCUAUCAUAUAGUUUUAGGAGAUAGUCGUUUUUUCGGAGAAUAUGAAGGAAAAAGUUUCACUUAUGCAAGCUUUCAUUCACAUCGAAAAUAUGGUGUGGCUUUAGUUGGUGUACGACCAGCACAAUUGCCAGAAUUCUAUGAAGACACCAUACUGCUGAAUCCUGGUCCACGACAUAUAAUGAAAAAAGAUGAUACCUGCUAUUAUAUGAGUAUAACGAAAGAGGAGAAUUCUGCAUUUGUCGUUAAUCAAAAUCAACAAAAUCAAAAUGCAGAUCCAGCAACGGGUAAAGAUGGUGGUGUUAGAACAGCAACAACUAAUACUCCAAUAACAACUACAACAACAACUAUUAACAAUAAUAAUACAACAACAAACAUCAAUAAUACAAUCAUCAAUAUCACAACUUCUUCUUCUACCACAUCCAUCAUCAACAAUAAUAAUGUGAAUAAUAAUAAUAUGAAUGUGUAUGCAACUGCAACCGCAACUACAACAGCAACAACUAUUACUACUAAUAAUAAUAACGCAACAAAUCUAAUAACAACAACAGUAUCAUCAUCAUCAUUACCAACAGCAACAAUAACAACAACUACUACUACAAAUGCAACUAGUACUACAGCAACAUCAAUACCAAAAUCACCAUCAUCAUCGUCGCACAAGUUUCAGGUGCCCAUACCGUCGGUUUGUGUCCGUGUGCCACAUACAAGUACAAAUAGUUAUUUUCAUUGCAAUACAGUUGGCGGUAAUACACCUGUCACUGAAAGGCCUCAUCAAAAAAACAACAAUCAUUUUCAUCAUCUUAAUAUUAAAUCCUCUUCCGAAUGUGAUUUUACAACACUAUUUGUGCCAUCAGAUAAUCCUACAUCUGUGAUAAUAUCGGAUUCAAAACCGAAUCUAAAAGAUACCGCUGUUACAUCGACAAAUGCAACGCAAACACCAGCAGCAACGACAACAACCACUGUCACAAACACGACGACGAUACCCUUAAGUUUAGGUGGUGGCAGCGGAGGAAGUGCGAGCGGAGGCGGUAGUUCUAUGGGUAAUACUUUGGCUGUAAGUUCGGCACUAGGCGGUGGAGGUGGCGGCGGUGGUUUAACUGUAGCCUCAACAACUGGUAACCAUUUAGAAUUGCCACAAACGGGUAAUCCUAACUUAUUAAGUCCGGAUAUUUUAAAUCAAAGAAGAGGAAGUAGACGUCCUUCUAUCUUACCCGUACCUGAUAUGUUCACCUCCUCCUCAUUUAGUAUAUCUGGUAAUGAUGAUGGCGAUGAGGGUGAUGAAAGUGAUGACGAAAUCGAGGAUGAUGUACCAUGGCGUUCGCCGUCAGAAAAAAUUGCCAUCGUUAAAGGAUUUCCUCCUGUGUCACCGUUUAUUGGUGUUAGUCCCACGCUCUGUUAUUUACUUAAGGAGAAGAAACCAUUAUGCUGUUUACAGUUAGCACAGGUCUGUGAACAUUGUGGCUACCGUAAUGCCAAAGAAUAUCAAUGGCAAAAUAAAACAAUAAUUUUAGCUGCCGACUAUGCCUCGAAUGGUAUUUAUAACUUCAUCAUACCGUUGCGUGCCCAUUUCCGUUCGAAAACCUCAUUGAAUCCAAUUAUUUUACUGUUAGAGCGUAGACCGGAUGUGGCAUUUUUGGAUGCUUUAUCGUAUUUUCCAUUGGUUUAUUGGAUGCUAGGCUCCAUAGAUUGUCUAGAUGAUUUACUAAGAGCUGGCAUAACAUUAGCGGAGAGUGUGGUAGUUGUAAAUAAAGAACUCUCAAACUCAGCCGAAGAAGAUUCACUGGCAGAUUGUAAUACUAUAGUGGCCGUACAGACUAUGUUCAAAUUUUUUCCUAGCAUUAAGAGUAUUACAGAAUUGUCACAGAGUUCCAAUAUGCGUUUUAUGCAAUUUAGAGCUCAUGAUAAAUACGCUUUACAUCUGAGUAAAAUGGAAAAGCGGGAGAAAGAACGUGGCUCUCAUAUAUCAUAUAUGUUUCGUUUGCCCUUCGCUGCCGGUGCCGUAUUUAGUGCCUCAAUGUUGGAUACCUUACUCUAUCAAGCAUUUGUCAAGGAUUAUGUUAUAACUUUUGUAAGACUAUUAUUAGGUAUAGAUCAGGCACCGGGUAGUGGUUUUCUAACAUCGAUGCGCAUUACCAAAGAUGACAUGUGGAUACGUACAUAUGGCCGUCUAUAUCAGAAAUUAUGCUCGACGACUUGUGAAAUACCAAUUGGCAUAUAUCGUACUCAGGAUACUUCCAAUACGGAAGCAACACAUGUGAGUAAUUCACCUGUAGACAAAUGGGGACCAUUUUCAGCUUUCGGAAAGCACUGUGUGCGCUUGCGACCAUCGUAUGAUGAGGAAACUAAUGCCACACCCGAGUCAUCUAAAGGUAGUAAGGAAGUAUUGCACAGUGUUACAUAUCGACCACCAUCAUCGGGUGGCCCACACUCGCAUCAUUCCCAUCAACAUCAUAAGUCGACUACCUGUUUGGGUGGAUGUACCGAUCGCAAGGGAUCAACAUCAUCUAUGUUUUUUCAGUACUCGAUCAAUUUGGCAGAUGAGGCAAGAGAUAAUCAUGCGCAGCAAAUCGAAAGGGCAGAAAUAGCGAAUUUAGUAAGAAGUCGCAUGGAAUCAUUAAAUUUACCCACCAUUGAUUAUGAUGAUGUAAGCGAGAAACGCAACCAUUUAUCGUAUGUGAUAAUCAAUCCAAGCUGUGAUCUUAAAUUAGAAGAAGGCGAUUUGAUUUAUUUAGUACGUCCUUCACCCUUUUCGGCGCAGAAGACCUUUGAACGUCACAACUCCCGACGCAAAUCCAACAUAUCAUUUUGUUCGAACAUCAAUUUGGGUGCUGCUUGCGGUCCGAAUGUCAGCUCUGUGGGUGUCAAUUCUAGUACUGGCGCCGGUUCGAGACGUGGCUCCGGCAUGGGUCUAAAUCCCAUGCAAAUGCAGAGUGUUCAAACAUUGGCCGGUCCUACAGUUGUUGGCUCGCAGCGCGGUCGGAGUAAUUCAUUACGGAUUGAUAAUGAUAUAUUACUACGACGUUCGUCGUCCCUGCGUCAGGGUUUGCCAAAUGUUGGUGUUAAUACGGGUAGAAGAAAAUCUUCACUGGAGGAAAUAGGCAUUAGUCAUUUUACCACCUUAAUGCAGGCCACUAAUCAUACUAACCCCAUUAAAAUCGCUCUCAAUGGUAGCAUAGGCUUAGAGAAUCGUAUUUCAUUACAGGUCACACCGCCCGAAGAGCCUACACCGAUAUUGGGUGUACCCUGUGUUGUGCCUUCCGGUCAAGGUGGCGGCAUUAAUCCCUCGACUUUGGGUGGUGGUUCUACGCUAAAUAUCAAUAAUGUUGAUUUGUCACCCAGUCCAAAUACAAAUUUACCCCUGCAAUUACCCCAAGAUCAGUCACAAGGUGGAUCACAAUCACAAUUGCCAUCACCGCAACAUUUGCAGGGUACAAUUGUAUGAUACAACCUAAUGUGGGGUCGCCGACUCCGCUCCUCGAUGUCGAAGAAAAAUAAAUGGAUUUAAUUUACCAUCAAAAUCUAUAUGUAAAGCAUUUAGAUGGAGGAGUGCAGCCAAACGACGAUGUGAGACCCCUCUAUCUUUCUAAUGGUUAAAUAUUCAAAAUCAACGACUUGUACAUUAAACUUUUCAAUAGUUUUGUUUAAAUUUAGGUUUAUUUUGUUAUUUAAAUUUUUUGUUAUUAGAUUUUAAGCAAAAAAAAGAAAAACAUGAAAACUAACUUUAAGAUUACGUAGUUGGCCUUCUUUACUAAUUCUCUCUUACGUUGUUUCCUAAUUAAUUUUAUGUGUUUAUAAAUUUUAUUUAUUAAUGUGUUUUUGUUUUAGUUGUUUAAAAAGGAGUUCAAUUAAAUUAAUGCAACUUUGUUUUUGAGAAUUAUUUAUAAAAUAAUAUUUUUUUAAUAAACUUAUAGUUUUUGCAUGGACUUUCUUAAAGAUUUUUAGUUUUAAGUGGAAAAUUCUCUACACGGAAAACAAUUCAUAACUACAAUGAAAAAUUUAUAAAUAAUUCCUAAAACAUUUUCAUUCUAAAUAAGAAAAGUUCAUAUUUCAACUGUUUCAACAUCUCAAGACUAAGUUCUGUUGGAAGAUUAUUAAACUAACCGUGGAGUCCAAUUAGCAUUAUGGGCUUUGCAUAUGAAUCCCUUAUGUAUAUGUAAUUCGAGAAUUUUUCGUACAAGUUUAGGCGACAUUCGCAACUUAACGAAAUCAGUCGGAAUUCAUUUGCUCCAUUGUGGAUUCUUGUACAGAAAUUGGCACCUGAGUUCUUAAUUAUUGCCGAGAUUAUUUUAAGGUAAACGAAGAAAGAUUAAAAAAGUACGAUCUUGGGUACAUGAUCUGUUUGAAGAUAUAUUCUGCACUUUUUAUAAUGUAUUAUUUAUCAGUUUCACGACUUUAAAACAAAAUGUUCCAACUGAAAACGGUAUCGUAAGAAAAUGAAACGCAUUUCUGUACAUGAAUUUGACCGGUCCAAGUGCUUGGGAAAGUUUAAUAUUCUGAUGGCGCGAUCUGAGAGAACUAGAGAGAAUCUAUUAAUUCUUCUAACAAAUUUAAUUAGAUUCGUUAUGCAGGCCGACAAAAUAUGAAAAACAUCACAAAUCACUUUAUAAACCGAAGUUGACAGGUAAUAUCGAUUUUAAUAGCAGUAAUAACAGGACACUGGAUGCUAGGCAGACAUGCAAAUAGGCUUGAGCUACCUUUCAAUGAACACUGUCGCAGUUUCAAAGACAGGGAAAAGGAAGAAAUGGUCUUCCAUCUUUUCUGCGAUUGCCCUGCUCUAUCUGUAAAAAGAAACCGUUUCCUUGGCAGCUUACAGUAGCUUUAUGAUAUCCAAAGAUUUCUCACUGCUAUAGGCAGGAUUUAAAAAUGUAAUAUACUACAUCUGACGAGUGGAGUGGUCCGGUCAAAAUGGAGUCUCUUGAGUCUACUUUACUUUACUACCACGUUAACCAACGAACUAAACUAUUCUGCCAGAUGAAGAUAUCUCGAAAACGAGAGAAGAUAUGUUGUUUGAAACUUUAGGUUAUGAUAUCUCAAAUUUCAGAUGUGUUGUAGAAAUUCUAAGUUUGGAUUCGGAUUGAGCGUAGCUCUAUAUUAUAGAAAAGAACCCUUUGAUCACAGGGUUUGGUCGAUUUGUGUUAUUAUCUAAUUUUUAAGACCGAUUUUGAAAGUAUGUGUCAAAAUCGUUAGCUAACAGAUUAGGGCAAUUACAUGAAAGAUGCUAUUUGAUUCGACUUAUUCGUCUGAACCACUUCCGCAAUAAGUAUAAAUAUGUCUAUUCUCCGUUUGACAACUGUGGUAUUCUGCAUUUCGAUUCGAAGCUUUAUCACUAAAAUAACAACUUACAAAAACGUAGUUAAGCAAUGAAAUAAAAUGAAAUUACUUCUUCUUUUUCUUUCGAUUCCGUUUUGAUUGGAAUACCAAUUUUGAUCGUUACCUAAGAUCUCGUUCAAACUGUGAAACUUUUGUUGGAAAACUUUUGAUUUUGUGAGUAAGAGAAAGAGAUGGUUGAUAUUUCUUUCUCUUUCUCUCACACACAAAAAUCAAAAGUUUCCCAAAAAAAGUUUCCUAGUGUGAACCAGGUCUUACUGAAUGCGGUAACGUGAUCGAAAUGCAGAAUAGGAGUGUUUUUACGAUUGAUAUAUGACAAUAACAGAGUAAGAUGAAAACAGCUGUUUCACUUUUUUUGUAUGUGUUU
Molecule: messenger RNA, 5979 nt
Organism: Lucilia cuprina (Australian sheep blowfly)
Lineage: Eukaryota; Metazoa; Arthropoda; Insecta; Diptera; Calliphoridae
Gene: SLO2
Product: potassium channel subfamily T member 2
Exons: 20
Coding region: 1-3726 (1241 amino acids)
Biological process (GO): potassium ion transport
Cellular component (GO): membrane
Molecular function (GO): intracellular sodium-activated potassium channel activity
Source: RefSeq, a predicted model, not a curated record